AUUUCUUCUUACUUGGACGACAGAAAGAAAAAAAAACAGAGGAGGAAGCAAGAACCCUAGAAUAUAUGUGAUCCUUGUGAAACACGCAAGAAGGUACAAUGUGAUUCUUUAAAAAGUUUCUUUUGGCGUAAAGAAAUCUAAGAGGACGGAACAGAGAGACAGAGUUUUUUUUUCCGGCAAGGUGAAAAAUCUCUGUCUUCUCUGCCUGAAAACACUCAGAUUGUCGGGAACAAAGAGAAUUAAACUUUUUAACUUUUGUUUUUUAAUGUUUAUAUGGUUUGGUAAGAGAGGAAAGUUAAUAAUAACGAAAGGUGGAGAAGGAGAAGAUGAUUCUUGGGAAGAAAUAAAGAAGAGAGGAGAGAGAUCUAUAAACGGAAACAGAGAGAAGAGUGUGUGUGUGAGAAAUAAACAGAGGUGAAUGUCUUUAUAUAAAGCAUGUCUGCCUUUGUAUUGUUUUAGAAUAAUCAUUUUCAUUUUCAUUUUCUCUUUUGGUUUUACUUUAUUUUAUUUUACAGUAUGUAUUUGUUAUUAUAGAUAAAUUAUUUUUUUGCUCCAUCAACCAUAAACUUGCUUUAUCUAUAUAAGUACUAGUAAACAUUGUUGAACAUCAAAAACAUUAUUUAAGCAAAAAUUAAAACAUCACAAAACAUAAACGAUGGCCGGGAUGGGAGUUUAUCGAAUUGUUAUAUGUAGUAUCAUUUCUGUUUUUGUGCUUUAUUGUUAGUUUUCAACUUUUUAUACGACUUUUAUUUUUUUCUCCAGUUGACAUUACCAAAAUGUAAUUGACUAAUAACCACCGUGAAGUGUGUAUACUGUUUUUUUUUUCUUGACAUCGUUUGUAUACUGUUAUUAAACAGAACAUUUUGGAUAUUUAUAUACAUAGGUCAAAAGAGUUCGGUAGAUGUCAUAGUUGGUAAUUUAGUAGUUUAGAACUAGCAAUUAAAGGCCAAAUAACAUUUUGUGUGAGGUUCAAUACAAAAUGAAGAAAUAAUGCUUGGCGGACACCAAUGUUCUACAAAUCACAUAAUGUAUAACAAGUUUAUUCCAAUAGGAAAGUGAUUGUAUUUAUUCUUUUCUCGAGGAAACAAUAUCUCGUAUUGUUGUCCUCUCUCGUUACAGUAUAACGUAAAACUCACGAUUAUAGAAUGAUCAAUUGUGUAGUACAAGUAUUGAAAUCAUGCAGUGGUCCAUAUAUAGAGAAACAGAUAUAGGAGUCUCAGUUUUGUCUGUGAAGUCCAUUAAGGUGUUAUGUGUAACAAUAUUAAUUAUAUGUGUAUUGGUCGAAUAAGUAACAAAUAUUGUAUAUACAUUCACACUCUUUUAACGAAUCAAUAAGAAAAAUAAACAAUGUUAAUCAUGAAAGAGCUGGCUAACAUUAAUUUGGAUUAUGAUCUAUAAUUGAUAGUAUUGGUUUUGUAGUACGUUAGUUUUUUUUUCUUGGACAGCUUGUAGUAGGUUAGUUAUUGUUUUAGAAAAUAUCUGAUAAUAAUGAACAACAAUUCAAAACUGAAAAGAAAAUAUGUUGCUAACCAAUAAAAAUUGACCAAAAGCUCCAGAGUUGAUAAAGAAUACUCAAGAUGUUUCAGCAAAGCACAUUUGUUUUAUUGUUAAUUGGCGAUGAUGCCGCUUCAUCUAGCACCGACGGUACCAUUUUGUUUGUAUACAUACAUCAUCAGUUUUAAUAGCUAUCAUAAAUAAACAAAUAAAACAUUGACUAAACAUUUUAGUAAACAAAAAAGUCAAUUCUUUCAUAAACUUCGACGCACGUUUCCAGCUUUGUUUAUCAAUCAUUUUUACUACAUGAACUUAAUGUUACUAGAUGGAUCUCGUUCUAAAAAAAAGGUAGAUGGAUCUCGAUUGUUUUCAGACGGUAGUAAGAUGGAACACACAGCGGGAAAGAAAGGACUGCCCAAUAGCCGACGUUGACUGUUACGGUGUUACCUAUUUAGAACGUAGAUGGUCAUUAGUUUUUUUUUUUGUAGUUAUCUUGCACUACUCUAUGUAGUUCUUUGCUACGAGACUCUAUGUCGUUAUGAAAUUUUAAAACACAAUAAAUAAAAACGUAUUUAUUCAAAACUUUUUUUGGUCUAAAUUUAUUCAAAACUUUUGAAAACGUGAACUUGACAUCUACGAUGGAAUGCAAAAUAGUUUGUGGAUCAAAGACUUGUAUUUCCUAGUCAUCACGGCAACAAACAUUUCACUUCACGAAGAUACUUUAUUUGGAAUGAUUCAUUUUCGGACCGUACGUCCAGUUCCAAAACAUAUAUUAAAAAGGGAAAUUUGAACUAAUAACCAACAAAAAAAUUAUAUUUCACUAACUAACCAUUUUCUUCCAUCUCUCCUUCUUUUUCUUCCUAUCUCUCUCUACUCUCUUACUACAAAACUAAUAUUUCUUCCAAUAUAGUUAUUCAACAAAUUAACCCUAAAAUUCAAAUAAUUUAGAAGCUUUUACCCUUUUUUUUUUGGUUCGUGCUUCUGAUAGGGUACUUCGUGUUAUAAUCAGUUAUUAAGUCAGUAGAUUGACAAAUUAAAGUCUGUAAUUAGUUGGCAUGUCAUGUGAGAACACAUACCGAGAUAAUAAUCCAGCAUAUAUACAUGAGUUUGUGAUAAUAUAAAGUUACAAACAAACUUGAGUUAAUUGUUACAUAAUUACUAAAAUUAAAUCAUAUAAAUUCUUACGUCUUCGCCAAUAUUCUUACAAAUAUUCACUAUUAGAAUAUAACUUUUGUACGUGACAUAACUCAUAUAUUGCUUCUUAGACUUAAGCAAUUUGUUAAUUUGAAUUGCAUAUAUGCCAUUCUUAAAAAAAAAAAUUUACAGUUGGCUUUUGAUUUCUUGGAAUGUGAAACAAGUAUGUAUGAUUAUAUCUCUAUAUUAUUAUGGUAACUUAAACAAUAAUAAAAAUUGUGGUCUGAGGUAUAAUAAUGAUAAUACAAAUAAAUGAAUAAAAUAAAUAAUUGGAGAAAUAAAAUAGCACUACAUAUGUAGUUGCAUGCAACCAGGAAGUAACAUGCAGUGCCAUGCAAGUAAAUAUAAUGUAAAGGGACCAAAUACCACAUGGGUUCUUACAAUUGAACUUUGCUUCUUUCACUCACAGUUAUCACUAUUCGUUUUAUCUUUCAUCAUUUUAAAUAAUUCUGAAUCUUCAAUUUUUAUAUCAAUAAGUUACGUGUCUAUUGAACUAAAUCAAACAUACAGCUAACUAUAUGUGAUUUUCUCAGUAAAUAGCUAGAGACACAUAAUCCUAUUCCGAAAACUGAUGACAAUGUAUACACUUUAUCAGACAAAAAAAUGUAUACGAUUUUUAUACAGAAAACUAGAUAGAUUCUAUGAUUUCACUGUAAAAAGGAAAUAAAACCAACUGGAUUUUAUGAAUUUAUAAAACAUUUUUAUUGGUUUUUGGGUUUUGAAAUUUUAAAAGAUUGAAAUAUCUCGAAGAAGGUUAGGAAUGUAUCUCUUUGUAAAUGUUCCUACUCAUAAAAUAUGUGAUCGACCUUGUUGCUCUCUAUCCCCAUGAACAAAACAUUUACAAAUAGAAUGUUGGGUCCCUAAUGUUUGUUUGAUUUUCAAAAGAAAAGGUUGUACAUUUAUUUUAUAAUUAAGUCUUUCAAAAAGAAAAAUGGGUAUCUAUGUUACUUUAGAUAUGAUAACUAUAUUGUACUCUCUCUGUUUUUAAAAGAUACAUAUUCUAAACUUUUCAUAUAUAUUAAAAAAACUCAUUAAAUAUACAUUGUUUUUGUGAAUAACAAUUUUUCAUAACUUUUAACCAAUAAAAAUUCAAUAAACACCAUUAAUUUUUUUGAAACUUACAAUUUUUCAUAAAAUCAUACAUUAAAAAGUGAAAAUGUAUCUUUUUGAAACAAUUUCUUUUUUAGAAUAUACAUUUUUAGGAACGGAGGGAGUACUAAAUAAGCUAUAAUAAUUAUGAAAGUAUUCAAAGAAUCAAUCAAUUUUUGUAGAAAACAUAUCGAAGGAACUAAAAAAUAACAACCGAUGGGAUAUAGAAUUGAUAUCCUAUCUACUUUGCCACCGAAACUCUCCUCUCUAUUUAUUUUAGGGUGUUAUUUCAACUUUUAAUUGUCGGCAUAUAUAUUCUGUGUCUAUAUUAUUACAUUACGUAUAUGUUGAUUUUGUAGAAUGAUUCUUUUAGUCUUCAUCCCCUUUAAAAGCUAUGAGGGGGUUGUUGAGCCUCCUAAUUAAAUGUUUAAUGGCUAAACUUAAUUAGCAUAAAACCCGAUCAUUAUGUCAUUCAUUAUAAUUGUUGUAGUUGCAUGAAAUUGAAAUAAACAAGUCACAAAAGAAAAACUUUAAUGAUAUAUAUUUAAUCCUUUUUAAAAAAUAUCGCCCUUAUAUAUUUUUACAAUAAACAAGAACCAUAAAGAUUUUUUUUUCUUUUUGACGAUAUAAAAUUAUAAAGUAAUUUUAAAAAUACCUUAUUUAUGUUUGGGUGUGCUUGCAUUACAUAAUACUUCGAGAAGCUAUCAUUGGAUCUGGUUAAAGUUUAUAAACCACUUACUUAAUGUGUACAGUUUCGCUCCUAUAAGGCGGAGGAGAAACCACACCUCAGUCUUCAUCACUCUAUUUCUCACCUACUUCCAUGUUCCAAUACUAAUUUUGUUUUAAAUAUUUAUAUAUACAACAGGAAAGUUCAUAGGUCAAGUUUUUUUAUAUAUAACUUUUAGGUGGAUUAUCACAUAUUAAAUACUUUUACCUCUUUUGACGAAAGCAUAGCCAUCUUUAAUAUUCUAUUAAUUAGUUGUUCGUUCAUUAAUCGAACAAUCGUUCUAAUACUUUUCCAUUUACAAUAUUUUACGUACAUAAGCUGACUAGACUUAAGGUGGGCUGAAACAAAACUACGAUGCUAGUUACGACGAAUGUGAGUUCCAGAUUAAUCUGAAACGACAGAUAAAGGCUCAACAGCAAGCAACAUGGCACGUGGGAAGUUAAACUUUCUAUCGAAGUUGAUGAUGUUAGUUGUUACCUUUGGAAGAUCGUUUAAUCAAGUAAUGAAUAAUACUCGAGUUUAUGAAAUAAUGGACCGACACUUGCACUAAACUCUUGAAACGUUUACGAUUAUUUUGCAAACGUAAACGCUAAAAGGAGAAUCUUUAUUCCAUGUGAACCUCACAUUCGCGUUUGUUACCGUAUAGAUACGUUGGAAGCGGUUAUUCUAAUUGGGCCAAUGUUGGGCCUUAUUUACUAAUACAGUGGCCUUACACGGACUCAAAGCAAUACGACGUCUUGGCAGUAAUCUACGGUGACUUCGGCGCCGUCGCUGGGUGGUGACGGAGGCGUGAUGGAGCUUGGAGUGCUUGUGCACAGAUGAUACAGAGCUUUAACCUACAGCGUCUCACCGUUCAUUCACCUUGAAGUAUGUUACAACUUACAAGUGCUCAUUGAUAAGAUGCAUAUAUAGUAUAUAGUCCACUCUUUCCCUCUUUUCUCUCAACAUUUAUGUUAUGUUUUGAUAGGUUAUUACGUUGGACAUUUCUCUCGUAUGGUGAAGGCAAUGCAGCACGGGAAUCCCUUAUCGAUUACACAUGUAUCAACCAAACUAGAGCUCAAAGAAGCGAUUAACUUGCUCCUGAGUAACCCUGAGAUCUUGGAAGCGAAUCAGAGAGCUUCUAAAGAGGCAUAUGAAUCUCUAGCGAGCUGCAUUGUCUCUAGCAUUUGGAAUCUUCUCAGUUGCUAGUGUUGGAUAAUUGACACUAUAAGCAAACGAGAUUCGGAGAUAAUAUUCUAUUUUCUUCAGCCGUCAAGCAAAGCGCCCGUGGCCUAAUGGAUAAGGCGUUUGACUUCUAGUCAUUCUUGUUUUUAUUUUUGUUCUUUCUAUAUGUAAUUGGAUAUCUGUGGGUUUCUUCCUACAAACCAUUUUGCCAGUCUUCAUAUCCUAUGGAUUUUGAAAUUUCGAAUUUGCUAUCUAAGUAAAUUACUGCAAAUUUAUUUACUCUGAUUCUUCAAAUGGCCUUUCCAAAAUGUUCAUUUUGUUGGUUUGUAACUAUCUUUAAAAUGUAGUUAAGGUAUAUGGGUUAUGGAGUUUCAAACUUUAAUUUUGGAGGGUUUAGAGUUUUGAUCUUUCAAUAUGUGGAGAUACAUAUUUUAAAUUUUAAAUUCAGAUGUAUAUAGAACGUGAUCAUAGUUUGAAAAACAUACGAUACGAUACUAUACAAUACUUCUUGUGGAGGAAUAACUUGUUUACCUAUUAUUCAUCAUCAAUAUCUGUUAGCAUGUUAAAUGCUUUACUAUAGCUUUGUCAUAAUUAUUUAGAUCCAAAAUUUUAUCCAUCAUUUUAUUACAAGAAUAGUUUAAUAUAUUUUGUGACUUCGUUAAUAAUUAUUCAAUGUAUAAGUGGGUUAGUCUUAUGGAACUUGUUCCCCCUUUUUUACUAUAUAUGUCGGGUAAAUUUUCUACACACAAUGAAUUUGCAUAGGAACAAUUAAGUUGUGCACAGUCUUAUUUAGUGUCUGACUUUAACGGCGGGAUUCAAUUCUUUACGUAUUACGAAUUGAAACCAAUAGUAAAGGGAGGUACUGUACCAACUUUAACCUUCACGGCUUCACUGUUAUUUUGAUUUUUUUUCUUAAUGUUGAACCUUUCCAGUUUCCACAUAUCGUUACUCAUUGGUGGUAUAAAAGAUAUUAGUUUAUAUCUUGUGAGUGUAGUAAUUAGUGUAUGAUCAUGUGCAUGUAGUAAGAAACAAAUUAAUUAUCAUGAUCAACGUGAAAAAACAUGUAUUUGUUUAUAUUAAGGGAUCUUCUAAUUUAAAUUAGAAAUUUGUAUAUUCUAUAUAUAGUUUAUGGCUUAUAUAUUGAUAAUAUGAUCAAUCUUAUAUUUCUUUUAUACUUUACGUAUAAGUUAGCCAGUAGAUUUUAAUCACUUGAAUCUAGUAACUAAAAGUAUUAUAUUUUAUGAGCAGUUUAAGUUUUAGUUGUUAAAAAUAAUUUGUGAAAUUUCAAGUGUAGUUCACUGGCGUUUGAGGGGAAGAUAAAUCUAAUACGGUGAACUCUGGUUCCAACUCUGCUGACCACACGGAUAUGAACUAUUGUUUUCAGUUUAUUUGAAUGCUUAAGAUAUAGUUUAUCCGUGGGUUGUACCUUCAUCCGGAAGUUAGGUCUGAAAUAUAUCCGGGUUUAAUCUUUUUAGUUUUAAAAAAAAGUUUAGCAAACAAUGUUAUAUAUAUAGUCUCUAGGAUCUUCUUACCCUAUAUGAAGCAUCCCAUGUGACAAAUAACGUUUAGCUCCAAGAAGAGUGGGGACCUUUUUAUUGAUUACCGAUCGUAGUAACUAAUGGUCUUUGAACGGGUUGGGUUCUCCUUAAUAUCUGAGAUUUUAAGCCUGUCUCGCUUUUUUUCUUAUCUUUUUUCUAAUGCAUGCAUGAGACUGUUAAAGGUUUUUGCGCGGAUAUUAUUUAAUUUCCAUGACCAUAUUUACAUAGUAAAUUUUUAUUUUGUCUGUGUGUUUUUUUGGUUAAAAGAACUCUGUGUUUGUUCUUCGACUUCUGUAACAUGAUUUUGUAUGUAGAAACCGUUAUCAUGAACCCAAUUGACUAUCUACUGGUUCUUAAUAUCAUUUACUAUUAUAUGGAAAAAUUAAGAGCCGCUAGUCUUUAGUUUCAAUUAAAAUAUACUUGAACAAAUAAAAAUAUCUUUAUAUGUUCAUAGGCAGGACUGGUCCUGAGCACAGCCAAUUGAAACUUCGGCAUAAGUUCCUCAAAAUUUUUAAAAGAAAUUAUACAUAAAAAGAAUUCCAAAUUUGUAAAAAUUUUUUUUUUUGAAUAUCCUUAAUUUCAACAUCUCAGGGACGCUCCUGUUCAUAGGUGAAUAUAUAAUGAUAAAUAAAAGUUGAAAAGAUUGGCGAUCAUAUCAUACAAUUCACGAGUAACUAAAUUAACUUGGGUAGGAAAACUUUGGAGUUUCAGCUUAAUGAUAAAUACCGAUGUCUUUUUUGGAGAAAUUGAUCUGAAUUUAGAUUAUUUUGAGAACAAAGUGGAUUGUGUUUGUCCUAAUCCAUACAUAAUAUUAAAAAGACACCAUAUAUGAGUAUAAACACACAAAUAACACUAUUAUUUUGAGUUUUGAAAACACAUCUUACUUUUAGUCCAGAUCGAAGACUGUUAUGAAGGGUCUUUAGCUGAAAUAGUAGAAUUUCAUAAAGAAAGAGCCUAUGAUAAGUAGUUAUCAAACGAAUCCUUUACAAUGAAUGCAGUCAUCUAAAUCCAUUAAAAAAUAAAACAAAAUCAAACACUCUGAAAAUUGUGAUGUCUCAUCUCUUUCAAGAGUUUAGGCUCAAAAGGUUCCCUUUCUCUUAUACACUGUCGUUAGUUUUAAAAUUCAUUACUUAUCAUCAAUCCGUUCAGCCCUAUCUGCUUUUAACAUACAAAAAGAUUCCUUCCUCUUCACCUCUAGCUCUCUCUAUUAAACUGUUACACAUCAACUAUUUGUUGAGUGGCAAUUGAAUAUGAGAGAGAGAGAGAGAUUGUGUGUAUAACUUCAAGUUAAUAAAAGAAUGUGGGGGUAAAGAGAGAAAGAGGAGUACGCAGUAGAUGAGGACAAUGAGACUUAGUUUUCAAAUUAACUUGUUCUUUGUUUUGGCUUUUAUUGGUCAUAUCACACUCUUUAUAUAUAUGAUCUACUUAGCUCUCUGUGUUGAUUCUUAGCUUUCAAAGAUAGCUUUUGGCCUCACCCUAUACUCUAUACAGGUUACUGCACAUAUACAUGGUUAUGGUCAUUAUGAAUUUGCCACUAGUGACAACUUUUUUUGCAUAUUAAUGUAGUAAUUCAAGCGCAAGCGCGCUCGCACAUACACACACACAUAUAUAUACCAAGAAUGGAGGCAUAGCCAAAGGAGGGGAACUACAUUGUCAGUUUUCUGGAGUUUUUGGGACCAUUUAUUCCUGUUCACUCUUUCUCUUUCACAUACUUCAAGCUUAACUUUGACAAAAAUAAACAUCCCCACCUAUGUUAAUAGAUUUAAUAUAUAAAAGCUCAAAAAUGUUCAUUCAUUUUUCCUUUCUUCUACAUUAUUUAUUUUCCACGUCUAUAAAAAUCAGUCCAAUGAGACGGUGGUUUUGAUGUUAGUGCUCACAAUUGGGGUUUUGUAAAUGUUAAAAAGUUCCAACUAUAGAAAAUCCGUUAAAUAUAUUUAGUCCAGACGGAAUGUGAAUUACCAUUUAUUGGUUUUAUACAAUCCUCUUUUUUGGUGCACUCACACACGGUUAGGAUUGUAAAAAUAUCUAUAUUUUUAUGAAUUAUAUUAAGAGAACCUCUUAUCCUUUUUAAGUAAAAUAAAAAUUCUCUUAAAUCUCGCACAUGACCUCAAAAAUCCAAACUGUGUUGGUUGGUUCACAUUGUGUUUAAACUUGUAACAAUACUUGUAAACGAUGAUAUUUUUCUUAAUAUAAAGAAAAUAUGUAAUUCAGACGACAAAAAAUAGCUGGCCGAAAAUAUUUAAAAUUCCUUGGAUACAACAAAAUAUGUCAACCUAUAUUAAUGUUAGAGAGAUGAUGGAUGAUGACUGAUGAUGUGCAAGUAAGACAAAAUUAUAUCACACUUUCCUUUUCCAUCUUUAAAUUCCAAAACAAAAAGCACUAUUGGGUUGCUCCCUUAUUAGAUGGAAAUCCUCACAGAAUAGUACACACACAUCUCGCUCACUUUCCAUCACUAUCUCUAUAUAUCCCUCUAGAUGCAUAUCCCAAUUAUAAAUAUCUUCCUUUGAACGCUGCAUGCUCUCAAACUUUGUUGCACCUCCAAAAGACAAAGUGUAUAGAAGAGAACCUUCUUGUCACGCCUCUCUUACUCUUGUCUUGUGGUCCAAUAAAACCCUAAUUUUCUUUUCGUCAGUUUCUCCACUAUAUUAGAUCCUACAACUUUCAUACUUUUUACUUAUCUCUUAUAUACAUUAAGAUUCACAAGAACGAAUAAGAAAAUAAAAGAAAUGGAAUGGUCAACGACAAACAACUUAGAAAACAUGAGAGUUGCUUUUAUGCUGCCGACAUGGCCGGAGUCGAGCUCCUUUAACUCACUACAUAACUUCAACUAUGAUCCUUAUGCAGCAGGAAAUUCAUACACGCCUGCUGAUACGCAAACCGGACCGGUUAUCUCUGUACCUGAACCAGACAAGAUCAUUAAUGCGUACCGAUUACCAAGCAACAACAACGAGAUAACAAAAAAGAAGAGACUAACGAGUGGACAAUUAGCUUCACUUGAACGGAGUUUUCAAGAUGAGAUCAAACUUGAUUCAGACAGGAAGCUAAAGCUGUCAAGAGAGCUUGGUUUGCAGCCACGUCAGAUAGCGGUUUGGUUCCAGAACCGUCGUGCACGCUGGAAGGCAAAACAGCUCGAGCAGCUGUACGAUUCGCUUAGGAAAGAGUACGACGUGGUCUGUAGAGAGAAGCAGAUGCUACAUGAGGAGGUGAAGAAGCUGAGAGCUAUACUAAGAGACCAUGGACUAAUCAAGAAGCAGAUCUCCGGUGUGACCAGUGGGGAAGACACGACGGAGAUUCCAUCUGUGGUGACCACUAAAGUGUACGGUACUGAUCAAUACAACAAUCAGAUGGUUGUCGCUUCUUCUUGCUGGCCGCCUUACCCGUGAUAGCUGCUGCUGAUCUUAGAGACAGAGAGCUUUAGACUAGUCAUGGUACUUUCAAGUUGUGUUGCAACUAAGAGACAAGCUUUUGCUCAUUGUACGAUCUGAAAACAUAAAUGUAACGUUCUUGUGUCUCACGCUGAUCAAUAUAUUCAUUCCAUGGUAUCUUUAUUUGAAA
This is a messenger RNA of Brassica rapa (field mustard), 10761 nucleotides long. Its product is annotated as putative homeobox-leucine zipper protein ATHB-51. Gene Ontology annotation, cellular component: nucleus. Gene Ontology annotation, molecular function: sequence-specific DNA binding; DNA-binding transcription factor activity, RNA polymerase II-specific. The record is from RefSeq and is a predicted model, not a curated record. Gene Ontology annotation, biological process: positive regulation of DNA-templated transcription. NCBI's taxonomy places the organism in Eukaryota, Viridiplantae, Streptophyta, Magnoliopsida, Brassicales, Brassicaceae.